This is a messenger RNA of Candoia aspera, 399 nucleotides long. RefSeq names its product insulin (gene INS). Bases 12 to 326 code for a protein of 104 amino acids. Gene Ontology annotation, molecular function: hormone activity. The transcript has 2 exons. Gene Ontology annotation, cellular component: extracellular region. Lineage: Eukaryota; Metazoa; Chordata; Lepidosauria; Squamata; Candoiidae. The record is from RefSeq and is a predicted model, not a curated record.
UCUACAUCACCAUGACUCUUUGGAUCCGCUCUCUACCUCUCCUGCUGCUGCUGGCUGUUUCAGCUCCUACAGUUAGCUAUGCCGCUCCCAACCAGCGUCUAUGUGGCUCUCAUCUGGUGGAAGCCCUCUUCCUGGUGUGUGGAGAUCGGGGCUUCUACUAUUCUCCCAGGUCACGACGGAACAUGGAACAGCCGCUUGUAAACGGUCCUUUGCCGAACGAGGUGGAAGUACCACUCCAAGAACUUCAGAAAACGAAGAGAGGAAUUGUGGAGCAAUGCUGUGAAAACACCUGCUCUCUCUAUGAACUAGAGAACUAUUGCAACUAGAAGACAGAAAAUGGCCCAAGCAGGAAUGGAGAGAAAAGCACUUUGCUACUGCACCUUUUAUGUCACUAAAUAA